AUGCUCACAAAACAGCUUCUUUUCUCUCUGGUGUUCGGCCAGUUGGCUUUGGGUUUCCAAUUGAGACCCGACCAACAGAUGUUUUCCUUGGAAGAGCAAAUGUUGGCUUCUGCCUCUAAGAAGUACGAGGACACUAAAAUUAAGUUCCUCGAGGACUACUAUAAAGUGGACCAAGAAAACAAUGCUCUGAUGUUUGCUGCUGAUAUUCAGCUCCCAGACGACUUGGCCCAGAUUGCCUCGCAGGAUAUCACCUACAAGGACCCUGACGAUACCUCCGACCUCUACCCUGGAAAAACUGAUAGAUAUAAUGGCAUUACCCAGGCCGGUUGGCUAUCUUUUGGACACCUUCCAAUGGAGAUGCAUUGUUUCGAUGGAAACAUGCUUGACGAGCUGGAAUUCGACAUUGCCGUCAUUGGAGCUCCGUUUGACACCGGUAUUUCCUACAAGCCGGGUGCUAGAUUUGGUCCGGAUUCUAUCAGACAGGGAACCAGAAGAUUUUCUGGAGGAUUUUCACCUUACAGAAAGGGAUUCAGUGUCUGGAACAACUGGGCCAAGAUUGUUGACUGUGGAAACGUGCCAAUGACCCCAUUGGACAACAGAAUUGCUUUGGACCAGCUGUACAGAUCCGAAAGAGUUCUGUUGAACCACACGACCACUAAGGAGAACCCUGGAAAACACCCAAGGUUUGUUGCCUUGGGAGGUGACCACACCAUUACCUAUUCAGGAAUUCGUGCUGCUUACGAAAAGUAUGGUAAGGUGAGUGUGCUCCAUUUUGACUCUCACUUGGACACCGUCAACCCGUACCACAUGAACCCGAACGUGACUGAAUACGCUGCUUUGAAUCACGGCACAUACCUGAACUGGGCUCACAAGAAGGGAUGGACCAACACCAACAAUAUCCAUGCUGGACUGAGAGGUUGGUACGAAGACAUUGGCGACCCAGAAAGAGAUUACACCGAAUCUGGGUUUUCCAAGAUCAUGGCUAGAGACAUUGAUUCCAUUGGAAUCCACGGUAUCAUUCACAAAAUCAAGAAAACCCUCGGAGAUUCUCCUGUUUACAUCAGUUUUGAUAUCGAUGUGUUGGAUCCUGCUUCUGCACCAUCUACCGGUGCAAUUGAGCCUGGCGGAUGGACUUCUAGAGAGUUGCUCCAAAUUAUUGACGGUUUGGCUGGAAUCACAGUCGUGGGAGCAGACGUCACUGAGGUUUCUCCUUGGGGUGACUCCACAAAUGAGAUCACUUCGAUUAUCGCAGGAGAAGUCACCCGGUCGAUCCUGGCUUUAAUGGUCAUCAAGCCAGUCGAGUAG
Messenger RNA from Ogataea philodendri, 1305 nucleotides. RefSeq lists its product as uncharacterized. Gene Ontology annotation, molecular function: metal ion binding; agmatinase activity. NCBI's taxonomy places the organism in Eukaryota, Fungi, Ascomycota, Pichiomycetes, Pichiales, Pichiaceae. The transcript has a single exon. The coding region runs from base 1 to 1305 and encodes 434 amino acids. The record is from RefSeq and is a predicted model, not a curated record.